AUGGCCGAUCAGCAAGAGCCCAUCUUCACGCCAGCCAGCGGCUAUGAGUCGUUUAUUUACAUUUACAACAAAACCAAAGUCGAUUUUGCACUUGACCGAUCGAAAGCCAUUCUAGGUUCUUGGGCCAAGGGAUGCCCUCCAAACACAAUCAAAGCCGGAGCUGAAGCCUUGAUUCAACUGAACGACAGCUUUGGAUUCUCGGGCAGCCAGGGAGAGGUCGUGUACGAGCUGUACCACCCUUCUGAUCCUGAUAAUGCCCUCUCAUUCAAAGUAGAGUUCUGUGAUCCUUAUGGCAGAUGGAACGACAACUAUCUGCGGACGAAGUCGAGCAAUCCCAAGUUGGUAUCUUGCCAAGUGCUGGACUACAACCUUACCGGCCACCCCUUUACAGGCCAUGUUGAGGUCUACUUGGCCGAGAAUUCGGCAAACGAAAUGUUUGAUGACGCCAACUCAUCCGACGAGACCAACAGUGACGUUCACGCAGCCUUCGAAAUUGGUUUCAAUGGCCCACUUGGCAUCAAGAUUCGAGACCCAGUUCAUGAAGACAUUGCCAUCGCCGCCUUCAUCGCAUCCAGGAUGCGCUUUCCUAAGGGAACCGAGUACAACAAUCUCGACGCCACCCAAUGGGAGUACAUGCGUGGUCUCCUUUGGAACGAUGACCCGCUAUGUCUGUUAUUCGAAGACUCUAGAGAGAGCAACAGCGAGCUGGCACUGGGUGAAAAGUUUCUAGGAGACUUCUACGCCGGCUCUCCCAGCAGUCUCACACAGAGGAGUCACUUUGGAGACUUGCAAUUCUUCCACGCAAUGGCCGCCCAGUCGAACGAAGAUCCGCACGACACCAAGGCAAACAUGCUUUCUUGGUUGGAAAUCAUCUACAAGCUCGCGAUCGGUGUUCAGGAUGUGAAGGAGACUGACAGCCUUGCUGGCCGAUUCCCGACCCGUUUCUCCAGUUACUCUGAUCCCUCUGGAGACGCAAGCCUGAGACAGCUGUUCUUGGGCAGAACGCCUUCUUACCGGAAGGCGAACAUCUCCAAGCGCGCCUUUGGGCACUGUCUACACAUGGUUCAAGAUUCGUACGCGGUAGGGCACACGCUGCGUCGCCUGUCCAACCCAGGAGAUCUGGAUGGCAGAGAUAGCGAAGGCUUCUUCAGGUUCAAGCCCGGCAAGUUUGCCAGACUAGGGCCCAUCAUCACCUUCCACACCUAUUCUGGCCAAUCCAAGCGUCAUGCGCACUAUGAUGAGUCCAAGCAACCCCGAAGCCCUAGGGACCUCGACUCCUUUAACCACAUCAUUGGCGCCCGAGACGCCAUCGACAAGUCCAUCAAGUUGAUCAACUAUUAUGCGCAAAAGGCAAAGUGGGAGGAUGGAGUGCGCGACUUCUUUGCCAACGAAGUGUUUGUGCUGGACUCGAAUGCCACACUCAGCAACCCUCAAGUCGAUGAGAGGUUCGGAUCGCCAGACACGAGCAGUCAGUCGACUUUGGAGGCUGACAGGGCGGCUGAUGAAGAGUAUCGGAUGGGUAUGGAGAGGAAAAUGGCAAUGCUGGAGAGCGGCUUGGCAUUUUCUGAGCGUGUGUCUCCUGAGCCCCGGUCCAGGUGCUUGGGUCAACUCUCACACCGAUGCACAAACCCAAUUUUAAUGUUCUUGAAGUUGCUUGUUGCAUUCAUUGCGAUAGCUUGCGCAAUGUUCUUGUUCAGGGGGUUCAGGUUGGCUUGA
Molecule: messenger RNA, 1716 nt
Organism: Colletotrichum scovillei
Lineage: Eukaryota; Fungi; Ascomycota; Sordariomycetes; Glomerellales; Glomerellaceae
Exons: 4
Coding region: 1-1716 (571 amino acids)
Source: RefSeq, a predicted model, not a curated record